Molecule: messenger RNA, 2966 nt
Organism: Vitis vinifera (wine grape)
Lineage: Eukaryota; Viridiplantae; Streptophyta; Magnoliopsida; Vitales; Vitaceae
Product: probable disease resistance protein At5g63020
Exons: 1
Coding region: 66-2954 (962 amino acids)
Molecular function (GO): protein binding; ATP hydrolysis activity; ADP binding
Source: RefSeq, a predicted model, not a curated record
UUAAAAAUCCACUUGAUGUUAAUUUAGGAAAAUUAUUUUAUUUUGUUGGUGAUGACCUGUGUCCCAUGUUACUCAAGUUUCAACUCUGGACUUUUCAAAUUCACACAGUGCAGUGCAGUAUUCAUCUUUCUUCUCUGUUCCAUCUUUGGCUGAAUUCUAAUCCUAUUUUCUGUAACUUCCGGAAAGCUAUGGAGUUCCUGAGCUCAAUCGUGGGUCUGGUCCCCUGCUUCUAUGAUCACACCUCCAAGCACACGGUCUACAUUCGUGAUCUGAGAAAAAAUCUCCAAGCCUUGAGCAAAGAAAUGGUGGAUCUGAACAACUUGUAUGAAGAUGUGAAGGAAAGGGUUGAACGUGCAGAGCAACAACAGAUGAAGCGCAGAAAGGAAGUGGGUGGGUGGAUCCGUGAAGUAGAAGCCAUGGAGAAAGAAGUUCACGAAAUUCUGCAAAGAGGAGAUCAAGAAAUCCAGAAGAGUUGUCUCGGAUGCUGUCCCAGGAAUUGUUGGUCUAGCUACAGAAUUGGAAAGGCAGUAAGUGAAAAGCUGGUUGCUGUAUCUGGUCAAAUCGGCAAAGGACAUUUCGAUGUUGUAGCCGAGAUGUUGCCUCGUCCUCCAGUUGAUGAACUGCCAAUGGAGGCGACUGUGGGCCCACAAUUGGCGUAUGAAAAGAGCUGUAGGUUUCUCAAAGAUCCACAAGUAGGCAUUAUGGGAUUGUAUGGAAUGGGGGGUGUUGGCAAAACCACCCUCUUGAAGAAAAUCAACAAUGAAUUGCUUGCAACAUCCAAUGACUUUGAGGUUGUGAUUUGGGCUGUGGUGUCAAAAUCGCCCGACAUUGAAAAAAUUCAGCAAGUUAUUUGGAAUAAAUUGGAAAUCCCACGUGAUAAAUGGGAAACUAGAAGCAGUAGGGAGGAGAAGGCUGCAGAAAUAUUGAGAGCUUUGAAAAGAAAAAGGUUCAUCUUGUUGUUGGAUGACAUUUGGGAGGAACUUGAUCUCCUGGAAAUGGGGGUCCCGCGUCCAGAUACUGAAAAUAAGUCCAAGAUAGUUUUGACGACCCGUUCACUGGAUGUCUGCCGCCAAAUGAAAGCUCAGAAGAGUAUAGAAGUGGAAUGUUUGGAGUCAGAAGAUGCCUGGACUUUGUUCCGGAAGGAGGUAGGAGAAGAAAUAUUAAAUUCUCAUCCGGAUAUACCGAUGCUUGCAAAAGUUGUUGCUGAAGAGUGCAGAGGUUUACCUCUCGCUCUUGUCACUCUUGGGCGGGCCAUGGCAGCUGAGAAAGAUCCCUCAAACUGGGACAAGGUAAUACAAGAUCUACGCAAAUCUCCAGCUGAAAUCACAGGUAUGGAAGAUAAAUUGUUUCAUCGAUUGAAACUCAGUUAUGAUAGGUUGCGUGACAAUGCUAGCAAAUCUUGUUUUAUAUAUCAUUCCAUCUUCCGAGAGGACUGGGAGAGUUAUAAUUUUCAACUUACAGAACUUUGGAUAGGGGAGGGGUUCAUGGGUGAAGUUCAUGACAUACAUGAAGCACGUGAUCAAGGGAGGAAAAUUAUUAAAACUUUAAAGCAUGCAUGUUUACUGGAGGGUUGUGGUUCAAGAGAAAGAAGGGUUAAGAUACAUGAUGUGAUCCGCGACAUGGCUUUAUGGUUAUAUGGUGAACAUGGGGUGAAAAAGAACAAAAUUCUAGUAUACAAUAAGGUUGCUAGGCUUGAUGAAGAUCAAGAAACUUCCAAAUUGAAAGAAACAGAGAAGAUAUCAUUAUGGGAUAUGGAUGUUGGGAAGUUCCCAGAAACAUUGGUGUGCCCCAAUCUUAAGACUUUAUUUGUGAAAAAAUGUCAUAAUCUGAAGAAAUUUCCAAAUGGAUUCUUUCAAUUCAUGCUUCUACUAAGAGUUUUGGAUUUGUCAAACAAUGAUAAUUUAAGCGAGUUGCCAACUGGGAUUGGUAAAUUGGGUGCCUUGAGAUAUCUUAAUUUGUCAAGUACAAGAAUAAGGGAGUUGUCCAUUGAAAUAAAAAAUUUGAAAAAUCUGAUGAUUUUGCUUAUGGAUGGUAUGGAAUCCCUUGAAAUUAUUCCAAAAGACAUGAUAGCAAGCCUUGUAUCCUUGAAGUUGUUCUCUUUUUACAAAUCCAAUAUUACAAGUGGAGUUGAAGAAACCUUAUUGGAGGAGUUGGAGUCCUUGAAUGACAUUAGUGAGAUAUCAAUCACCAUAUGCAAUGCUCUUUCAUUCAACAAACUAAAGAGUAGUCACAAAUUACAAAGGUGCAUUUGUUGUCUACAUUUACAUAAAUGGGGGGAUGUGAUCUCACUUGAACUAUCAUCUUCAUUUUUUAAAAGAAUGGAACAUUUGAAGGCGCUUUAUGUAAGCCAUUGCGACAAAUUGAAAGAAGUGAAAAUUAAUGUGGAAAGACAAGGGAUACACAAUGAUAUGACUCUUCCAAACAAAAUUGCAGCAAGGGAGGAAUACUUCCACACCCUUCGUUAUGUGGAUAUAGAACAUUGUUCAAAAUUGUUAGACUUAACAUGGCUUGUUUAUGCUCCAUAUCUUGAACAUCUUCGCGUUGAAGAUUGUGAAUCGAUAGAAGAAGUGAUACAAGAUGAUAGUGAAGUCCGUGAAAUGAAGGAAAAAUUGAACAUAUUCUCAAGGCUCAAAUACCUCAAGCUCAAUAGGCUGCCAAGAUUGAAGAGCAUCUAUCAGCAUCCGCUACUCUUUCCCUCUCUUGAAAUCAUCAAGGUGUAUGAAUGCAAAGACUUAAGGAGCCUCCCGUUUGAUUCCAACACUUCAAAUAAAAGUCUGAAGAAAAUUAAAGGAGAGACAAGUUGGUGGAAUCAGUUGAAGUGGAACGAUGAAACUUGCAAGCACUCUUUUACUCCGUAUUUCCAAAUCCAUGAAGUUGAAGCAUAUUUAACAGACUCUGAGGAGUCUGAAAUUGGCAGCUUAGAUGAUGUUCAAGAACAACCAGUAUCAAAUUAAUUUCUAUCAAUC